This is a messenger RNA of Angiostrongylus costaricensis, 1179 nucleotides long. The record is from the annotation of a GenBank genome assembly. Lineage: Eukaryota; Metazoa; Nematoda; Chromadorea; Rhabditida; Metastrongylidae.
AUGACCGAGGAAGAUCACCAGGAAUCGGAUGGUGAGCGCGAAUUGUCGGAUUCGGAUUCGGAAUCCGAGCUGGACAUUGCUGAAUACGAAAAGCGACGAGAGCAAUGCUUUCGGCUAAUAGUACUGUCUGAAAUUCAAUUCAACAAGCUGAAACUCAUACUACGAGACUUGAAAAUCAAGCAGUUAACGAAAAGACGACAAGAGAUCUUGAACCAAGUCGAUCCUGAGUUCACGGUAAAACAUCGGGAGCUUCAAGAGGAAUUCAACGCCCGAGUCAAGCUCGCUGAGGCAAUUCGUUGUCUUGAAAUGGAUUCUCUAGAAAGACGAACAGUUGGUUUGACGGGAAUUGCUCAGACGAAUCAAGACGAUAACAAAGUUAUCGUCCAGGAGAAAAUAAGGGAGAGAAUAUUGAACAAAAUCCAAGCAGAAAAGGAACACCAGCUCGAGAUUAAAAUCGUAAAAUCGUAUUUUCUAGAUGGCCAAUUCGAUUUGAAAAGGGAACGUUCAGAAGAGAAUUUCGAUUUCCCUCCUAAGAAGACGCGGUAUAAUAUUCCAGUGAUCAUUCAUCAGCUUACUGAACAUCAAAUAGAAGCCGAUAUUCGUUCUAUGGAGUUAGCUAUAUUGAUAGCGGAUAUGAAGAGAGACUCUGGGCCACUUCGGAUGGCGAAUUCUGAGCUACGGGAGCUGCUGGAUAAAGCCUCUAGGAAGCUCGAUUUGCCAUUCGACAAUGAAGAGCCUAUUGACAUCACGAACAGAUUCUUCGAGGACUGUUCUCUUUCAGGGCUAUCCCUGGGCGAAGUUGUACGGUAUGAUUCUUUCAGUCUUGGUGAAGCGAUGAGUGCUGUAGAAUUAAUGGAUGAAAAGAUGGAUAUUGGAAUGAAGAAGGUGACACGAAGAAUUGGAUUAGAAGAAUCUAUAGCCAUGGGGUUAUACGAGUCAUCUCUAGCUGAGCAACUAACCACCUAUGACGCAACUUUAUGCGCCUUCGUCACUUGGCUUGAAGGCAGUUGUAUAGGACAAACAUUAUGGACAAAUGUGUUGCUAACUGAUCCUGAACGUGUUCGCUUCGAUGAGCAUCCGGUGUUUGCGUGCCUAUCCCAUGGAUUUUAUCAAAUUGUGAUGAUCGUUAAGAGUAUUAUCCAGAAUGCUAGUGUUUAUGAGGAGGUUAAUUUUCCUUAA